AUGACAUCCGUAAGGAAGGCAACACUUCAAGAGAAUGUUUUUGGUCCAAAAGGAGAACGUUUGAUCCACAUUCUGCCAAUUCAGGUAUCCGAAGAAAAUGAAGAUUACGUCUUGUGCAUUACAGUCACCAGAGAUAAGGAGGUGCAUAUCACUUUUCUAAAAGUCUUAAAUCAUGGCCUUAAAGAGACAUUCGUAACUCAGGAGGUCUGGCACUUGGACGAUCUAACACUGGUGGAUGGAAAAGAUGCAACUUCAGAUAACCCUCACCUCGAUCUACAUUUUCAAGCUGUCUACAGCUGGGAAGCCAGCAGCACGGCAGCCAAGUACGCCUUUGUAAGGAGCUUACGAAAAGUGAAUAAUGUCUACCUGCAAAAGGAUAUUCAGUUUCUGAACUUUGACGAUGAUUACAUCAAAGAAAUGAGUUUCUUUGGAGUCCCGGAGGACACUAUGUUGGUAAUACAACUGUGCUUACAGGCUUUCAACUGUAUCUGCUUGUUGGGUUCUUUGUUAGGAGCUUCACCCUAG
Molecule: messenger RNA, 525 nt
Organism: Hypanus sabinus (Atlantic stingray)
Lineage: Eukaryota; Metazoa; Chordata; Chondrichthyes; Myliobatiformes; Dasyatidae
Gene: exoc1l
Product: exocyst complex component 1 like
Exons: 3
Coding region: 1-525 (174 amino acids)
Source: RefSeq, a predicted model, not a curated record